GUUUCACACACAAUCCUCACUCCCUCUGAUAGCUUAAGCUCCAAUGUUUUCCCAGGAAUCUAUCUUUAGGCUGUGCACAUCUCCUUUGGCCUGCUUCCUCCUUCCUCCUUCCUCCCAGAGAAUAAACCACACUAAGAGGGUGGGGGUCCUUUUACCUAGGAGUUGUGCAAAGAUGCAGGGCACUGUGUCCCUGGGAAAUACUUUUUCCAGAGCAGGGGGUGGGUGGGGAUUUUGAGAGUCUUCAGAGUCUUAGUUUGUUGACUUUUCUACUUGGGGUGCAGAUGCUCUCAAAUUUGGCUUGUUAAUAUUUUUGUUAAAAUUGGACUUUUCAGAGUUUGGGGAACAGAAAGUCAGUCCAGCUUCAAAAUGUGCGAUUGAAGAAGCUUGUCCUGGAAGAGGAAACUGUCCAUUUUAGUGAUGUUGGUCUUACAUACUUACCUCUAGAAGUUAUUGAAGCUACGAGUGCCACAGUUUUCUAAUGUUUCCCCUAAGAACUAAGGCCUCGAGUAGGAGUUGGGGAUGGGGUAGUGGGGAAUUGACUUGACAGUCUCCCAGAUAUUUGGUAGCAACAAAACAGACUAUGAUGUUGGUUUCCUGAAUCUUAAGCCAGUGCUAUUUCUAGUACAUUAUAAUGUACUUUUUAAGAAAGUUCUUUGUAGAGUUAAAAUUCUUUGCAAAAGUAAGGCCUUGUUUUGGUUGUUGCUUGUAAUAGCACUGACAGGGGAAUAUAAACCUGGAGGUCUUGGAACAUCUUGGGUGUCUCAGACUUCAAAUUGAUGCCAGAGGAGUCUCUCCCUCUUUGAGCCUAUGGGGCUUAGAAUUUGUGGUUCCAUGAUCUUUCUUUAUAGGUGUUUCUGUUCCAUUGGGAUCUAGAACAAAUGUCCAUAUGGAAUGGAUGAUAACAGUUCAGUUUCAUUAUCAGUUGGGAUAAGGAUAGGAGUUUUCCAUUAAUCUCUGUUUUCUGUGGUCUCUGUUUUCUAUGCUAGGUGAGCCCCAGGUGUGACCCAGAGGGAUCCAGGUGUCUUCUCUGCAGGCUGUUUGCCAUGAUACCCCACCAAGGACAGGGGGAAUAAAGUGGGAAUCCUUCCCCAUGCCCCUCCCAUGGUCAGCUCCCCAAUGGCCUGGGUGAGGGUGGGCUGGCUGCUCUGACACCAUGGGGAGCUGCUGUAGCUGCUUGAACAGAGACAGCGUCCCAGACAACCACCCUACCAAGUUCAAGGUGACCAAUGUGGAUGAUGAGGGGGUAGAAUUGGGCUCAGGGGUGAUGGAGCUGACACAGAGUGAGCUGGUGCUGCACCUGCAGCGGAGGGAAGCUGUCCGCUGGCCCUACCUCUGCCUGCGACGUUAUGGCUAUGACUCUAACCUCUUCUCCUUUGAGAGUGGCCGCAGAUGUCAGACAGGCCAGGGGAUAUUUGCCUUCAAGUGCUCUCGAGCUGAGGAAAUCUUCAACCUCCUCCAGGAGCUGAUGCAGUGCAACAGCAUCAGUGUGCUGGAGGAGCCAAUCAUCAUCACCCGCAACAGCCACCCUGCUGAGCUCGACCUCCCUCGGGCCCCCCAGCAGCCCAAUGCUCUAGGCUACACUGUCUCCAGCUUCUCCAAUGGCUUUCCUGGCUGCCCUGGAGAGGGCCCACGAUUCUCUGUUCCCCAGCGGCCAUCAACAAGCAGCCUGCGACACUCUUCACUUGGGGAAGAGUCCACCCACGCCCUCAUUGCCCCCGAUGAGCAGUCCCACACCUAUGUCAACACACCUGCCAGUGAAGAUGACCACCGCAGGAGCCGGCAUUGCCUGCAGCCUCUGCCUGAGGGCCAGGCACCCUCACAGGCCCAGGGCCCCGACCAGCGGGACCCGCAGGUGUUCUUGCAGCAGGGCCAGGUGAAGUUUGUGUUGGGCCCCACUCCUGCUCGGCGGCACAUGAUGAAGUGCCAGGGCCUCUGCCCCAGCCUGCAUGACCCUCCCCACCACAACAAUAACAAUGAGGGUUCUUCUGAGUGCCCGGCCCAGCCCAAAUGCACCUACGAGAAUGUCAGUGGGGGGCUGCGGAGAGGCGGUGGCUGGAGACUGAGCCCAGAGGAGCCAGGCUGGAGUGGCCUGGCCCACCGCAGGGCCGCCCUGCUGCACUAUGAGAACCUGCCCCCACUGCCCCCUGUGUGGGAGAGCCAAGCCCAGCAACUGGGUGGGGAGGCUGGGGACGAUGGGGACUCAAGGGAUGGGCUCACACCCUCCUCCAACGGCUUCCCUGAUGGUGAGGAGGACGAGACCCCACUGCAGAAGCCCACCAGCACCCGGGCUGCCACCCGCAGCCACAGCAGCUUCCCUGUGCCACUGACCCGCCGCCGUGGCUCCCCAAGGGUCUUCAACUUUGAUUUCCGCCGGCCAGGCCCCGAACCCCCAAGGCAGCUCAACUACAUCCAGGUGGAGCUCAAGGGCUGGGGCGGAGACCGCUCCAAAGGGUCCCAGAACCCCUCAGUUCCCCAAGCCCCGGUGCCCAUAACCCACCCUGCCCGCAGCUCAGACUCCUAUGCCGUGAUUGACCUCAAGAAGACUGUGGCCAUGUCCAACCUGCAGAGAGCUCUGCCCAGGGAUGAUGGCACUGCCAGGAAGACCCGGCACAAUAGCACUGACCUGCCUCUGUAGAUGGCCCCAUCCUCCACCCAUGCCCACCGUGGUCUGGCCUCUAUCUCUCUCCGUCCUGUGACCCACCCAUCCUGGGCUCAGGGCUGCUUGGCAGAAGGCACUGAGGUGGAGCCAGAAGCUUCCCAGAGUGGGCUGAAGUCCCCACAGAUGUCAGCCACUGAGUCUUCUGGUCCCCAGGCUGGAGAGAGGAGAGGGUGACUGGGCAAGGAGGAACCACAGCGUGAACUGUGAAGGGUCCUGUGAUGGUGUCUCACACCUCCCCUCCCAUCCAUUUGUCUUGUCUGUCAGCUGUCUGUGUGUGUUUUUUGGUUGGAAUUUUGAAACAUUUUGUACCUGUUGAUUUUAUUUAUCAGUUUAUUUUUCUAUUUAUUGUUUUAAAUGUAAUUUAACAUAUUUAUUAUUAAUAUAAUUAUUUUUAAAUUCUG
Messenger RNA from Ictidomys tridecemlineatus (thirteen-lined ground squirrel), 3060 nucleotides. Lineage: Eukaryota; Metazoa; Chordata; Mammalia; Rodentia; Sciuridae. The record is from RefSeq and is a predicted model, not a curated record.